Molecule: messenger RNA, 3681 nt
Organism: Macrosiphum euphorbiae (potato aphid)
Lineage: Eukaryota; Metazoa; Arthropoda; Insecta; Hemiptera; Aphididae
Source: the annotation of a GenBank genome assembly
AUGAUCAAGCCCAGCUAUCUGUGCGUUUUGGCCGUCCUGUGGUGCUCGACACCGUCGACUUGGUCGCAAUUCAACGAUGUGGAAACCACCUGGCAUUGUCCUCAGUACUGGGUCCAGUACGGAAACUCCUGUUAUAAGUUUGUAAAGUCGCCAUUCCGGCCGAGAAGUGAAGCUCACAGAAACUGUCUAGCUUUUGGAGCUGAUUUAGCUAGUGUCAAUAACUUAGAUGAACAUGGCUUUCUCAUAAAUCAACUCUUGCAACAAGACCCACAACAUAGACAGUGGUAUGUAGGUGGUAAACAAACAAGCCCCGGAGUGUGGAUAAAUGAUGUAGAAAACAAUAUCCCACUUAUUGAUAUUGAAAGUGCACUCUUACCUGAACAAUACACUACAUUAAACAGAGAUUAUAUAGCAUAUACGUAUUCAGUCCAAUUACAAAAAUGGGGAUUUGAAAAAGUUCCAGGAGAUCGGUAUUUGCUUUAUAUUUGUGAAAUGCCUCUUAAUAAACAACAUUUAAUAGUUGAAGAACGUUCCUAUAAAUAUGGCUAUAAUAUUGAUGAUCAACAAAAAGUUCCCCGAGGUCCUUACUUUAUUAAGGAACCAACAGAUGUAGUAUUUGAUAGUUCUGGAUCAUCAAUUACCAAUGAUGUAGCUCUGAGUUGUGUUGCUGGAGGGUAUCCAACACCAACAUAUGAGUGGUUCAAAGAAGAUUAUGAUAACGAAGAUCAAUUAUUAUCUAUAAAAAUUGAUCCUUUAAGUAAUAUGAGAUUCACAUUAAGUGGUGGAACCCUUAUUAUUUAUGCUCCGAAGAGGGAUGAAGACAGAGGUCGAUAUCAUUGUAAAGCAUCAAAUAUGUUUGGUUCUGUAGUUUCUGAAAGUAUACAACUUUCGUUUGGAUUUAUCGGUGAAUUUAAUUUACAACGUCCUCUUGAACGUGGUAAUAAGAAUUGGGGUAAAACAAUAUUUUGUGAUCCUCCUCAAUAUUUCCCUGAGGUGAGAUAUUUUUGGGUCAGGGAAUCAUUUCCUAACAUGGUUCAAGAAGAUCGGAGAGUGUUUGUCUCAUUUGAUGGAUACUUGUAUUUUUCAUCUUUGGAAGAAAGUGACGCUGGCAACUACAGUUGUAAUGUGCAAAGCGAAGUUUCAAAAACCGGCAAGAAUGGGCCCAUGUUCCAGUUACAUGUAGUGACACAUUCUGACUAUCAACAACUUAUACUACCCAACAACUUCCCUAAAGCUUUUCCAGAAGCUCCAAUUGCUGGUCAAGAAGUUAGACUUGAAUGUGUUGCAUUUGCAUAUCCUGUACCUUCAUACAAUUGGACAAGAAAAGGUUCUCCUUUACCUAAAGGUUCUCAUUUGACAAGCUACAACCGUGUGUUGGUAAUUCCUGAAGUUCAAGUGGAAGAUCAAGGAGAAUAUAAUUGCCAUGUUUUUAAUGAUCGAGACAGUAAAGAGAAGAGUGUUACUCUAACAAUACAAGCCGAACCAAACUUCACAAUCCCACUGGAAGAUAAACACAUGGAUCACCUAUCAGAUUUGACGUGGACAUGUGAAGCUUUUGGCGUUCCAGAUGUAACAUAUAAGUGGUUUAAAAAUGGUGAACCACUAGAAAUUGAUCAGCUAUCACCAGAAGACCAAAAACGGUACAUUAUACAGGACAAUGUAUUGAGUAUUAAAUUUCUAGAACAUGCUAAAGAUUCAGGAAUGUAUCAAUGUCAAGCUCGUAAUACUUUAAAAACCCGUUUCUCAUCUGCACAAUUAAGAGUGCUAUCUUUACGUCCAUCAUUUAAAAAGAAACCGCUACAGCCUGAAAUAUAUGGUGCUGAAGGAAAAAAUGUAACUAUUGAAUGUAAUCCAGAAGCUGCACCUAGACCUAAAUUUACAUGGAAAAAAGAUGGAUAUAUAAUAGGGUCUGGGGGUAGGCGUCGCAUAUUAGAAAAUGGAAAUUUGAUAAUUAAUCCAAUUGGAAGAGACGAUGAAGGUAUGUACAUAUGUAUUGCUGAAAAUAUUUUUGGAACCGAAGAAAGUCAUGGAAAACUUAUUGUUAUGCGUGGCCCUGUAUUUAUUGAACAAUUAAAUCCCCAAAUUAGAUCGAUUAUUAAACAUGAUUUACUAUUACGAUGCCAAGCUGUUUCUGAUGAACUCUUAGACAUUGCAUAUGUUUGGACCCACAACAGUAUGCCAUUGCUUAAUUCUAAUUCUGAACUCGUUGGACAUGUUAGCAUAAAUGGUGGAGAGUUGUACAUUCGUAACAUGACGUUGGAAGAUUCUGGCGAAUACAAAUGUUUUGUGCACAGUGUAGUUGGAGAAAUAUCGUCAACAACUACUUUAUUUGUUGAUGGACCUCCUGGACCUCCAGGUGGAAUACAAGUUGAAGUCUUAAAGACAUCUGUCAAACUGCAAUGGACUGACGGUGCUGCAAAUGGUCGUCAAACUAUACAUUAUAAUGUAUACGCCCGUUCACAAUGGAACAGUACUUGGUAUACAAUGGCCUCAGAUAUUGUAAUCAAGGAUAUUGAUAGGUAUAAUGGGCGUAAAGAAGCAUUUUUAGAUAAUGUUCUACAACCCUGGUCCAAGUAUGAAUUUAGAAUGGUAGCAGGAAAUGAUAUUGGAUAUGGUGAAAUAUCUCUUCCUUCUCCUCAAGUUAACACACCCGCUGAUAUUCCAUAUAAAGCACCUACAAAUAUUACUGGUGGUGGUGGCAAAAUUGGAGAUUUAACAAUUGUGUGGAAACCUCUACCUUCUCAAGAUCAAAAUGGACCAGGUAUCUAUUACAAAGUAUAUUGGAGGCGUAUGGGUCAUGAAACAGAUUUUCAGUAUGAGACAUUGCAAGAUAGUGGUAAUAUUGGAGUGGCAGUAGUGCACAUUAAGUCAGAAUUUUAUUACACUGAAUAUGAAGUCAAAGUUCAACCCUUUAAUUCAAUCGGUCCUGGUCCUAUAUCAGAUCCUAAAGUGAUAUACAGUGCAGAAGAUAUGCCACAAGUAUCUCCACAACAAGUGUUUGCCAUUUCUUACAACUCAACUGCCAUUAAUGUUAGUUGGGUACCAAUUGAUCAAUCACGGGAAAUGUUACGUGGUAAAUUAAUCGGCCACAGAUUAAAGUAUUGGAAAAAAGAUGCAAAUGACAGAGAAGAAGAUGCUGUAUACUAUUUAAGUAGAUCGGUUAAACCUUGGGCACUUAUUGUUGGAUUGCAACCAGAUACAGAAUAUUAUGUAAAAGUAAUGGCUUUCAAUUCAGCUGGAGAAGGUCCGGAGAGUGAACGAUUUAUUGAACGAACAUACAGAAAAGCACCUCAAAAGCCACCAUCAUCUGUUCUAAUUGAUGGCUUAAACCCAGAUAGUAUACAAGUAACUUGGCGAUAUGUACAACCAACACUUGAAGAAGAACCAAUCAAAGGCUAUAAGGUGCGGGUUUGGGAAUCGGAUCAAGAUAUGAGUACUGCAAAUGAUACAAUUAUUGAAAUUGGGAGCAAAUUAGAAGCCCACAUUACUAAGUUAACACCUGGCAAAGUGUACAAGCUUCGAGUGUUGGCAUACUCUAAUGGUGGAGAUGGACGGAUGUCAUCACCUGCUAAAACUUUCCAAAUGGGUAGUCCAGAACUGUUCUUAACCAACACUGCCAGCAGAAACUCGGCAGUCUGUCUGUCGUUCGUGCUGCUAUUGAGGUUGUACGGUUUCAUUUAG